AUGAAGUUCGUGAUGACACAUUAUGAGGUUCUUUUACUUCACCAAAGACCCAUAACUAAGUUGAGCGUCGUUAUUCCAGAACUUGGAAGUUGUUCAGAAAUUGACCACCUGAUGUAUAUCUUAUGGAAGAACAGUGUUGAAGAAUUCACCUUUAGAAUCAAGUAUGGAGAAGAGUACAGAUUGCCUUCUUCACUGUUUAUGUCUCUGCAAUUGAAACAUUUGAAUCUUUCAACUUGUCUCUUCAAUCCUCGACCAAGCUUCAAAGGAUUUAAUAGGAUGAUUAUGCUAGAAUUGUGUGAAGUCACCAUUAAUCAUGAAGUAAUAGAAAGUUUGAUAUCUAGCUGUCUAUUACUGAAGGAACUGGUGUUGCAUGUCCCAAACAAAUUUGACUACUUAGAAAUCAAUGCUCCUAUGCUAGAACUCUUGGCAUUGACAUAUCCUCCUACAUCUGUUCGUAUUAAGAAAUCCCCACUUCUGGAAAUAGUGUAA
Molecule: messenger RNA, 489 nt
Organism: Fraxinus pennsylvanica
Lineage: Eukaryota; Viridiplantae; Streptophyta; Magnoliopsida; Lamiales; Oleaceae
Source: the annotation of a GenBank genome assembly